CAAAGGGUGUGAUGAUGGCAGAAGAAUCAGCAGAGAAAAUCUGCGAAGGUGUGUCUGAGUCUCCAACUACUACCCCAGUUGGAGGAGAGACACCCCCAGAGGGUGACUCCAAGACACGAAGAAUCAAAGCCACGAGACAUCCUCGGUGGACAAGACAAGAAACUCUUGUUCUGAUAGAGUCUAAGAAAAUGGUGGAAAGUGGGGAACAAGUUUGUCGGUUGAGAUCAGGUUCGGGGUUCAUCCAAACCGACCCCAAAUGGGAGAUGGUGUCGUCGUUUUGUCAGCAACGUGGGGUGAAGAGAGGAGCGGUUCAGUGCAGGAAACGGUGGGGCAAUCUCCUCACCGAUUUCAGGAAGAUAAAAAAGUGGGAAUCGGGGGUGAAGGAGGAGAGUGAGUCGUUUUGGAUCAUGAGAAAUGAUGUGAGGAAGGAAAAGAAGCUUCCGGGGUUCUUUGACUCGGUGGUGUACAAUGUGCUGGAUGGAGGGGUGUGCACCACUGUUGCAUUUCCCUUGACACUGGUGAAGAUGGUGCCCAAAGUGGAGAAUGGUUUUGCGGAGGUGGUGGGUCCGGAACAGUGCAAGGAGAAUGAGGAGGAGGAUGAUGAAGCAAUCGUUGAUAGUGAGAAAAUGAGUUGGAGCACCGAAGAGGAGAAUGUGGAGACCAGCGUAGCUGCAAAUAUGGCCAAUGGUGUUUUGAAAGUGCCACCAGGUUUCAAGGAGAAAGGGAUCACUGGGAGUCUCAGAAACACCACGUUACUCUCACUGCCUACUCAAGGCUUUCAGAGGGAACCUGCAUUCAAGCAUGGAUACAAGAGAAAGUUAUCAUCGGACAGUAGUGAGGACAACACAGAUUUCGACAACAGUGUUACGAAAUUGCUUAGGAGAAACAGUGAGAUACUGAAAGCUCAUCUUGGAACUCAGAACAUAAAUUAUGAAUUGGCCAGGAACCAGCAGAAGCAGCAAACUGAUAUCUUAGUUGCAGCCCUUGGCAAGCUCACCGAUGCUCUCACAAAGAUUGCUGAUAAGCUGUAAAUGAAUUCACAUCACAAAGGAUAUGCAUAUUACUGCUAAUUAUUGCACUAGAUUUAAUCAUCAUUAUUGUACCUUCUUUUACCGAUUUGCUUUUUGGGAGAAUUAUU
Molecule: messenger RNA, 1138 nt
Organism: Vigna unguiculata (cowpea)
Lineage: Eukaryota; Viridiplantae; Streptophyta; Magnoliopsida; Fabales; Fabaceae
Product: trihelix transcription factor ASR3-like
Source: RefSeq, a predicted model, not a curated record